GCCGGGUCCUCCAGUAAAGCAGGACUACAACUCCCAGAAACCCUUUCAUCGCGGAAGACUUAUUACGAUAAAGAGCCUGAGUCGGAGGCCAAUCACAGCUCGAGAUGCACUUUCGUGAUGUUUCCUGUUGAGAAGUGGGAGACUUUGAAAAGAGUCCAGGAUUAACUUUCUGGCCAAUACUUAUGUGAACAUGGCAAAUAAAAAACUAAGAAGAGCAGGUUUACCUCAAGAUCUUUGUGAGAGGCUAAGUCGACAUCAGAUUGUUACUUGCCAGGAUAUCUUAUGUCUUUCCUUCCUGGAAUUAAUGAAAAUUACUGGACAGAGCUACUGGAGCGUGCAGAAACUUCUUCGGACUGUCAGCCGAUCCAUUGCUCCUAGAAUGCAAACUGUUUAUGAAUUGAAAAUGAAAAGAACCAUCAAUCCUUCAACAGCAUUCUUGCCAACAACUCUAGAAGAUCUGGAUAAAAUAUUGCAUGGUGGAAUUGCCUGUGGCAGUCUUACAGAGAUAACGGGUCCAUCAGGUUGUGGCAAAACUCAGUUCUGUAUUAUGAUGAGCUUGCUGGCCACACUGCCCACCAACAUGGGAGGAUUGGAUGGGGCAGUUAUUUACAUUGAUACAGAAUCUGCAUUUACUGCUGAAAGGCUUAUUGAGAUAGCACAGCAUCGGUUCCCACAUUAUUUUGCUACCAAAGAAAAGCUGAUUGCAAUGCCAAACAAUGUUCAUGUCUAUCGGGAGCUAACCUGUGAUAGUGUCCUGAAAAGAAUUGAAUCUUUGGAAGAAGAAAUAAUUUCUAAGAAUGUUAAACUAAUAGUAGUUGACUCUGUUGCUUCUGUAGUCAGAAAAGAAUUUGAUACAAAACGGCAAGGUAACCUGAAGGAACGAAGCAAUUUUUUGACUAAAGAGGCCUCAAUAUUGAAAUACUUGGCUGAAGAAUUUUCAAUACCAGUAAUCUUGACGAAUCAGAUUACCACAUGGCUAAGUGAUGGCCUUGCUGUACAGGCAGACCUCCUGUCUCCAGUUGAUGACUUGUCCCUGUCUGAAGGACCUUCUAGAAAUGGAGAUGGGGAAUCUGGCUACGUGACUGCAGCGUUGGGGAACACAUGGAGUCAUUGUGUCAAUACAAGACUCAUUUUACAGUUUUUUGAUUCAAAGACAAGACAGCUUCUGGUUGCUAAGACCCCCAUUGCUCCAUCAACAUCUUUUCUAUACAUUAUUGAAAAUUCUGGUUUUGUUCUCCAAGAAAUGGAUCCAAAGGGCCAGCCAUGUAGUAACUGGGAAGGGGUAAGUCCAGCACUGCAAGCAAUAAAAGUGAGGAAAGAUACUUUUAACAGCGAAGCUGAAAUGGCUUUAUCCAGUUUCACCCUGUAGCCCAACAGUUACAAGAAGCAACCAGAAAACAGAAUACUGAAAUCCAGAGAAGAAAGAAAAGGCCCAUGUUUUGCACUGAUACCAUGAUUUUCUUGAUCUGGAGAAACUUCUUAGUAGAUUCCUGCUUUCAGUUUUGAUUACAGUGACUACCAGAUUUUUCCAAGCUUAACUCAGGCAUUUGUGAUCUUACAUUCUUUCUUUAAAUAACAUUAGCAUAAACAAAGUGAUCAGUAACUUUCUUGAACCCUAUAGGCUGAUGUCUGAUGUCCUUUGUUGGUUAAAUAGAAUAAGACUUGCUCAGAGGGUUGGUGUUGGGGGGGUGGGGUUUCUCUCUCUCUCUCUGAAUUUUAGCUUGAUAUUUGUGUAUUGUCUGGUGGAUCCACUCAAGUUUGAAGAUUCUGUGUUUAGCAUGAUAUUUGAAGCACCUGACUAGUCACAAGCAUUUCUACCAUUUAGCUGGCAUCCCCAGAAUGUUCUUAGAGAUGUUACCUAAUAUCAUGUAAUCUUGAUAUACCAAGCUUAAUGAGAGAAAUUUAUGUAAUAUGGCAACACUUCACCAAAAAGAUCCACAUUCUCAUGUACCUGUGAUACCACACUCAUCUGUGAUAUCAUGAACAGUUGUUCUACCCAUCAACACCAACUAGAACAGCUAAGAUAAAACCUGCAUGGGCGGUACAGCUAUUCCAGCAGAAUUUGCCUUAUAAUUUAACAGUAGCAAAUACUUGGGCCGGAUGACUUGGAAUGUUCAAAGCAUUUCAUAAAUACACUAUUAUAGCUCUUACAGCAACUCUGCUCACUGGAGUAGUACUCUUAUUUACAUUUUUCAGAUUAGGGGUCUGUAGUUAAAACAGAGUUGCUUAUUUAAUGUGAAUUUAUGGCAGAGGCAUGGGCUCAUCCAACUAGGAACUAGUAAUGUUCAGAUGAAAUUAUAGCUUCCAUUGCAAGAAAUAUGGUUGGUUUGUUUCUUUUAUUUUUGGUUCACCACCUAGGUGCUCAAUGAUAGGACUAUUAGGCUUUGGACUCAGUCUCUAAAAGGUGCUUCAGAGCACGUGGGAGCAUGAACAUGGCACCUCUCUGUUGCACUUUAAAGCAACCAUACCUUUUCCCAGGAAUCAUGCUUGGAAGCAUCAUUCGGAGAUUGGAACUGAAGCACUGUGCAGUCCAACUAAGUGAGACAUUCUGGGAAGUAGGUCGAGCAGCUCAGAACUCCCAAACUCCAUCAUCAAUAAAUUAUGGAAGUCACAGUCCCAAGAAAUUUUGGAGGACAUCAUGCUGGGGGAAGGGUCUCUUAAAGAAUGCAUUGUCUUUUGUUAAACAAACCAGAGAGGAUUAUGUCACACUAUUUUAAUACUGUAUAGCAUUACCACAUACAAGUUUCUUUGCAAUUCCUGUUAUAAACAUUUAGAGUAUAUUCUAUCAAACCUUUUUUGCUUUAGGAAAAUAAUGAGUAAACCCAAUAAAAGUAGAUUCUACACAG
Molecule: messenger RNA, 2846 nt
Organism: Candoia aspera
Lineage: Eukaryota; Metazoa; Chordata; Lepidosauria; Squamata; Candoiidae
Gene: RAD51B
Product: RAD51 paralog B
Exons: 11
Coding region: 191-1369 (392 amino acids)
Biological process (GO): double-strand break repair via homologous recombination
Cellular component (GO): Rad51B-Rad51C-Rad51D-XRCC2 complex; replication fork
Molecular function (GO): ATP binding; four-way junction DNA binding; ATP hydrolysis activity
Source: RefSeq, a predicted model, not a curated record